CCAGCAAGCUGCAAUGAAAAGGCUGCUAGCAAAGAAAGCAAAACAGUUAAGCAAUAUUGUCUUUUCCAAAUAUAGCUGGACCCUAUAACGUCAGAUGGAAUUAAAAGCUAAAUCACAAUACUUUUUUUGGCUGUGUGCACUGUGUAAAAUGAUUUACGUAGUUAACAGUGCUGUCCUACAAAGGAAAGGGCAAAACAAGCGGACAAUCAUCUUCCCAAGCACCCAGAAUAGCUAAAGCAAAAACAAAUGUUAAAAGUUUGGAUUCUGGUUGAAUUGCUGAAGCUGAAGCCUAGCGUCAGCAUUGUUUAAGCAGCUCAGAUAAUGGCCAAAACGUAUCUGAAAAUGACUUGUGAGUUUUAUUUUUGGAAUACCAGCAAGUCCUGUCACGAGUUUUUGUUGGCUAAAAAGACAUAAUUAUUUGCAGACCUCAGCGAAGUACUCGACGGGACCUGGAAGCUUGUUCUAUUGCCCACCCACCAGCACCCCAAGACAAAUUAUAAGGGUGGAGGACAGAGGACGAGAGGUGAAAAAGAGACCUGUGUUCUAGGUAGUCCUUCUACCUGUUGGCCCAUUAAAGAUGAUGUUUUACCGCUGGAUAAUGGGGGGUCGCCGUCGUUGCCUUCGAACUCCGCGCCCCCUCUUGUUACUUUUGCUGCUCGCCAUCUACUUUUUCUCUGAGACCCUCUGGAUGAUCGGUUGGAGAAGAUACUCACUGAAAUGUACGUCUGAGUAUGACAGUUGGAGGGAUAUUUCAGAACUAAAGGAACACUUAUCACGCAGCAAUCAGCGACCACUUUCUUUGCAAACAAUUCAAAAGAUUGAACUCUUACAUCUGAAGCACUUUGGCAAACAGGUGAAAACAGUAACAUUUUAUGGUCAUCAUUCUAUUGGAGUUCCGGAAUUCCAGCUAUAUCAACGUAUUCUCACCAGCUAUGGAUAUAAAGUUUCAAUACCAGAAGAAGACAAAUUGGAACUGAUCUUUAACCAAGAGGAAGAUAGUUUCAGCACGUGGGACCUUUUGAUUUCCUUUGCUUCUGGUAAAGACCACAUCAGCUGUAAUGAAAAUUACCACCUUUAUCAUUUUCAGCCCUAUCAAAAGGUGAAUACACUACCUGAAAUGAAACACAUACUAUGCAGAAAAGAGGAGCUAUGCCUUAUGGGAAAGCAGUUUCCAGAAUUGGAGCUUUCAGCUGUUCUUUCAUUUUGCCUGGAUCAGAAAACCUCCCAUAAUUUUCCCAGAAGUGACACUAAAAUGACAAAGAUGAAUGGUUUGGAUGACAGCAUCAUUUUAGCUAAAAUCAAGAACAGAACCCAAGUCAGCAGUCCUGAGCUGUAUCAGACAUUUAAACAAAUUACUCCACAAGAUGUUUUGAAGGAACAAGAAGUUUCCAUCAUGAUGAAAGUGUAUGUGCUUGUUACAGCCCUCAGACCACUUCGUGCAUUCAUUCAUUCUGAUGGACUUGUUUGGAAUGAACAGAAUAAAAAAUAUUUUGCUACUAAGCUGCAGUCAUUUUUUAAAAACCUCCUUGGAGUGGAGUCAUCAGUCCAGGCUUUGAACAACAUAAAGGAAACAAUUUGCAAGAUUUUACUGACAACAGAAAUGCUCACUAAGGCUUCAGCAACAGAAAGAAAAACACUUCAAAGAUGUACUCUGUGUUUCCAGUUUCUGACAUUUGAUAUUUCUUUUAUCAACACCUUACACCCUGUAGUUCUAGAGAUUCAUGGGGAAUAUGACUUCCGAGAUGUUAAGGAUAUAGAUUCCAGGGACCAAAGCAUAGAGGAGACCAUUCUAGAAGAUACUUUCUAUAUUCUGAUGUCUAACCUGUCUGUGGCUACUACUAUGUAUGCUGUGUUACAGACUAUGCCCUCAUCAGUUGGAAUAAAGGCACUUUAUCCAGGACUGAUUGAGUGUUUUUCUUUUCAUUUGGAUACAUUGUUUCUCAACGGUCGCUGGAACAUGGCAAAGGGAGUAUUAAAUGAGAACAUUUGUCUGUUAGAGGGAAGUGAUUCCUUCCAAAGAUUUUUCAAUGUUGAAAGCAACCCUUUGUUACGCCUUACUACUACAGAAUUGAUGAGAGAAGGGGAAGAGACAGUAAGUACCCUCAGGAACAUGAAUGUUUUGCAGUUGACAAGAAAGUUACAGAAUAAAAUGACUAAAUUAAAGUUUACACAAUGGCAAAGACUCCACAUGGAGAUAUGUCUUAGUUUUAAGGUGGUACUGAGAGGAUUACGGGUUUUAAAAAUGCCUACCUUCAGUACCACCUAUCCUGAACUGCUAAUAAAAUGGCAAAAAUUAAACUUAGACACCAGUCAUGGCUACAUUAAGCUUCUAAUUGAGCAGUAUAAGAAUUUAGAAGCAGUGUUGGCCAUGGAGAUUACUUCUACAAGAAAUGAGCUCAAGGAUGUCUUAAGUGUGACAGAAAUGGACAGCUUCAUUAGCAAUCUCACUGUAAGUUUAACGGCACUUGAUAAUAAGUUAUUACAGGAGAAGAAGAAGAAAUUGGAGAGAGACGUCAACGAUUUCCACAGGGGUAAUGUCUUCUCGUGGCCCAGGGAGACUAAUGCUGCUACUAACAACACAUGGAGAGCAUUUCCUCCUUUCACAAGCAGAGAGGGGCAGAUCACUGAAGGUACAACGAUGACAACACCGGAAACAAUGGCACAGGUGGUGCAACAAACCGAAGAAUUGAGGGGAACUCAGAACAGUAGUGCUCAAGGAGGUAUCAUGUAUUUGCCAGGUAGGGAAGUCGUUUCACACCUGGGCAGCAUGGAUAUCAGGAGGAAAGUUCAACAAGUUCAAAUGGAAACGGCCACAACUUCCACAGGGAAUGUGGCGAUACCGGAUGAAAAUUGCCAAUCAAUGCAUCUUCACUGUUUUUCCUUGGAAGAUUUUAUAUCAGUUAUCAGUUUCUUCAAAGAGUUAAAUUGCACUGGUAAAUAUGAAGUGGUUUAUCCAACAAGUUCUCAGAAUUAUCAAACACUUCUGUAUCACUUGUACAACAAUUUAGAUCACCAUGGAGAACUGGACUCUGUCAUGGAAAUGCACUUGUUUUUGUCAGAGCUACUGGAACAUUUCCAGUUACAGAACAUGCAAAGAGAAUCAACUGGAUCGCCACUGUGGAAUAUAACACAAGAAGGUCAUAAAGGCAGAGCAAGCUCUUUAAGAAAUUCUGAAAGAAAUACAGGUCUCCUGAAUGAAAGACAUUGCAGUUAUGAUAAAAGCACAUUCCAUCUCAUCAGGGAAAUCCGUACAAGUCCCAAGCUGAACUUGCAUCCAGAAUUUAAGCCAGAAAUCAGAGAAUAUUAUUGCGAAGUACCUUUUGAUACUGUGACAGUGAGGAUUGAAGCAGUACCAGCAAACUGUCAGUGUCAAGUGCACCUUGAUCAUACUCAGGGACCAAGGAUAGACAACUACCCUCUUGGCUUAGGCAACAACAGAAUUUCUUUGUUGGUCACACGUGAAUCUCAUUCUGAUCCUGUUCUUAUGGGAACCUAUAUCAUCAACAUUUAUCGAGAAAACCGUCCAACCUUGCCUUUGUUCAAUGAAUAUGAGUUAUGUGGAUUUGUUCAGGACUGUGGUUUACAAAUAUGGCCAGCUGAAUCCUGUGGUCUCCAGUGUCUUCCAACCAACUACCUCUCAGUGAUUUCACAGCUGAAGUUUAAUUCCUGCAAAUCUGGAGAUGCCAAAGGUCAGUGGAUAGUUCCUUGCCUCAGCUGUUCAGACAAUAGAACAUGUGACUGGCGUGAAAUAACAUGGCAGCCAUACAGCUGUCAGCACCCUGUACUUCCUCGCCAUCAGCUCCAACAGUGUCUGGAUAGCAGAAAGGUCCUUUUCAUUGGAGACUCUACCAACAGAGGGAUCAUGUACUACCUAAUUGAGAGAGUGAAUGAUACCCUACAGGAGUGGGAUAAGGAACAUGGUACUAAGCUAUAUCCCAAUGUGAAUGGAAGAAGGACUUUUGUCAGUUAUUCAUAUUAUCCACAAUUCUGGCUUGAUUUUAAGGAAAAGCCUACAUUUGAAAACUCCUUGGAACAGCUUAUACAAAGAUCACGUCCUCUUAAAAACAAUGACCAGACAGUACUUGUGGUAGGUGGCGUUCAGUGGCUAAACAAAGAUCAUCUGCACAUCUUGCAAAGGGUACUACAGAGGGAAAACCUUUUAAAUAUCCUGGUUGUUAUAAAAUCAAUUGGAAUAGGAUUCCACUUGCCUGUAGAGGGAAUUCGGUCUUUAUCACUGUAUGAAGUGCAGAAUCUAUGGGAGGAGAACCUGAAAAUACUGUAUACUGCAAAACAAUAUGGAUACGAAGUUGUAGACACCUUCAGUAUUACAGUGGGACGGUAUAAAGAAUUUAUGCAGGGGAAAUGUGCCUGCCACUUUCAUGAGGUAGUUACUUCAAACAUCUCUGAGGAAUAUUCUCAAAAAAACAUGAUUCUUCGGCAUGCCAAGUCGGAAAAGGAUUUUAAAAGCACUAUAAGAAAAUCAGAACUGCAAGAAUUUCUAUUCAACUCCAAGUCACACUAUCAUGUGAAAGGUCCUGUAAAUCAAGUUUAUUCAGAAAUAAUUCUCAGCAGGAUAUGUACACACAAAAAUAAUAGCACUGCUACGUAGCUAUUAUCAAAUUUAGACUUCAUAAGUACUUGUAAUCAUUACAUUCCUCUGUAAGGGCUCAAGUGUCUUAAAAUGAAUGUCUGUUGUGUCCCUUUGCUUAUGAGCAUCACAAGGAAAAGACAUUUUACCUUUUUUGAAUGUUUUUUAUGGAAUCAAAAUGUGCCCUUGUUGGUCUGUUGUUUCAAUACUGUGUUAACAGCAAAUCAGUGCACCUCUGUUCUGAAUAGUAUAAAAACAGAAGAAUGUUAUAAUAUUUCACUCACUAAAAUGACAUACCUGAUACCGUCUAAAAGGUGGCAUCCAGUCAGAUAAUAUAAAGAGGUCCUGGAAUAUCCUAAGUGCAAUAAGAACCAGCAGUCUGUGAGGAAGACUUCCAUUCCAUGGAUGGGAAACAGGCAUCGUGAGCAACAUUCCUCUUUUUACUUACUUAAUGAUACCUUUGGAUCAACAUCAAGGGCUACAAAUGUAUCUACUGUUCUUUGUGAGUAUGUGGCCUUGAAGACAAAAGGUUCUUAAAAUGAACACAAAUUGAUUUUUAUGAUUUAAGUACAUUGGAAAUCCUGCAUUUACAUAUCAGUGGGUUUUUUCUGAACAGGAAUUGAGCCCAUUCAAAUGAAAUAAUAAAAAAGGAACUGGGGCCUCAAAGAGAAGUUGUACAGGGGCGAUGAAGUCACUUCAAAAUGCCAGUGUAUAAUUAAAAGGGCUUCUCCAUUCUAAGGCAUUUUGGAGCACUUCUUUGAUCUACAAGCAUGUGUUACAAAACACAUUUUGUUAAGGGGCACCCAAUGACUUUAUCCAAACCACAUUGCCAUAAUGGUAAAUACAAGCUGGGAAAAAUGACAGGACUGGGCUCGUUUAUAGGACUGAAUUUGACAUAGCUUAUAUACCUCAUAAUAGCUACAGAUGUUUACUAUUUUAUGGGUUUAUACACUUCAGAAAAUAUUUUUAUAUUAAAUUAGUAUUGGAGAAAAUAUUCUAUAUUUUAUUAUUGCUAUAAAUAAAUGAUAGAAAUGACACUGCAAUUUUGAUAUGAAGAUGCACAUGUGUUUGUAGUAUGUUUAAAACAACGUACUCUUUAAUUCCCUGGUACAUGAACACACUGAAAGUACUACAUUGUGAGUUCAUUUAAUUGUCGGCAAUGUUGUUUAUAAUUGUUAAGUAGCACUGCGGCACAUUCAUUUGUUUCAUUAUGUUCUACUUUAUGUUUGUUGACUUACCUAGAACUAGCAAGACUUGAUGUUCUCAUUGCAUUUAUCAGAGAAACUGUGUAAUGCAGAGGGUGUCCUUUCACAGGUCCCCAUACGCAAUGAAGUGAAUAGUGACCGUGGUACAGAGUUGUGAAAAUGAAGAGCUUUAACCACUGCGCUGAAUUACCCACGGAGUAUCCUAGCUGUUGCAAACCAUAAAUAAGAGAAAGAAAAGAGCAAUUGGAAGGGAGCCAUUGGCCAUGCAAGUUAAAUAAAAGUAUCCCGCCUUGACAGACUAACUGAAAAACCGAGCGCAUAUAGUGGUACAACUGAAGAACAAGAAGCAUUGUAACAUUUUCUGUCGGUAAUGUGAACUGCCAUGCAGUGUAUGGCAUCAUACCAGUCACUCAUAACCGUCUUAAAUAAUUAUAAAGUGAAAUAAUAUAUUUAUAACAGAUGACUUUUUUAUAAGAAGAUCAAAUCAGUGUUAUUGUAGAAUGAAGAACUGUGCUCAGGUUUAGAAACUACAUUUGAUUUAGUCACAUUUCAUCCAUUGUAUUUUAGAAAAAAAUGUUUCUUUUCCACUUUACAAUGCAGUGUAAAAAGGAAGAUAUUUAAGUUCUGUGAUGAACCAGGAAUUUGCAUUUGUUCCACUGACAGAACAAUAAGACAAUUAUAUAAUUUAAGAAAGGUGUGGAAAAUUUAUAUCCCCAAUCAUAAAAGAAUACUUUUAAUCCUGUGACAGAUAGCAUAUGGCUAUGGCAAGAGACUGUAGUUUCUUUAUUGUGGGUCAGCACAGCAAGAUACAUUACUUUUGUUUGCUUAGUUUUCCUUGAGUAUGUUCAAAGCAAAUAUAUUCUGCCUAAUUUAAACAUGGAACAGUCUACAAUACUAUGUCUAUGACUGUAUUAUCUGUAGACAUGGAUGAAUAAUUUGUCACUGUUAUCUACAUUGUUAACUUUUCAUUUUGCUACUAAACAAUCAAGUUACUUCAGAAGAGAAUCCUGAGAGUCAGCCUUCUUACUGCACAGCACUGAGAAAAAUUAUUAUCCUGGGUAAAUAACACCAGGCUAUCGCCACUGUUAUCAUUCUGGGUAAAUAACACCAGGCUAUCGCCACUGUUAUCAUCCUGGGUAAAUAACACCAGGCUAUCGCCACUGUUAUCAUCCUGGGUAAAUAACACCAGGCUAUCGCCACUGUUAUCAUCCUGGGUAAAUAACACCAGGCUAUCGCCACUGUUAUCAUCCUGGGUAAAUAACACCAGGCUAUCGCCACUGUUAUCAUCCUGGGUAAAUAACACCAGGCUAUCGCCACUGUUAUCAUCCUGGGUAAAUAACACCAGGCUAUCGCCACUGUUAUCAUCCUGGGUAAAUAACACCAGGCUAUUGCCACUGUUAUCAUCCUGGGUAAAUAACACCAGGCUAUCGCCACUGUUAUCAUCCUGGGUAAAUAACACCAGGCUAUCGCCACUGUUAUCAUCCUGGGUAAAUAACACCAGGCUAUCGCCACUGUUAUCAUCCUGGGUAAAUAACACCAGGCUAUCGCCACUGUUAUCAUCCUGGGUAAAUAACACCAGGCUAUCGCCACUGUUAUCAUCCUGGGUAAAUAACACCAGGCUAUCGCCACUGUUAUCAUCCUGGGUAAAUAACGCCAGGCUAUCACCACUGUUAUUAUUCUGGGUAAAUAACACCAGGCUAUCGCCACUGUUAUCAUCCUGGGUAAAUAACACCAGGCUAUCGCCACUGUUAUCAUCCUGGGUAAAUAACGCCAGGCUAUCGCCACUGUUAUCAUCCUGGGUAAAUAACACCAGGCUAUCGCCACUGUUAUCAUCCUGGGUAAAUAACACCAGGCUAUUGCCACUGUUAUCAUCCUGGGUAAAUAACACCAGGCUAUUGCCACUGUUAUCAUCCUGGGUAAAUAACACCAGGCUAUCGCCACUGUUAUCAUCCUGGGUAAAUAACACCAGGCUAUCGCCACUGUUUUUAUUUUCUUUCAGAAAUUUAAUUUUAUACCAUUGUUUCCUAAUGUGCCAAGUAUAUUUUAUUUCUACUAAUUGAAUGACCACGUAAUACUUGCACAGUUCUCUAGGCAGCUGCAACGCUAUGUCUGCUUUGAAAUCAUUCUGUGCAGAUGAUGCCAGUAUGUUCAUCUGUUACACUGUUUCAUCUAUAUACUAUUUUAUUUAACAACACAUUCACGUUAAUAAUUGUUAUAAAUUGGAGUUAUUACAUCAUUUGAAAUUUCAGUGAACCAGUCCACUUUUAUUAUAUGUGUGUACUGCUCCAUUUAUGAAAUGUCACCACAUAGCCCUCUUGGCCUAUGCAGAACAUCUCAAAUCAGGCUUUGUUUUAAGAAUAUGAUGAUAGAAUACAUGCUGUAAGAGCAUCUGCACUUUUUUUUCCCUUUUUCCUCCUUCUCUGCAGUAUUGAGAUCAUCUACCUGGGUCUACUAUGAAUAAUCAUGUUUCUUUUACUUGACAAAUUAUUACUCAAUUCCAAAAUAUUUAAAAUCUUGAAAGGUUAAAAGGGACACUCCAAUGGUUGCAAAAAUACAAAAAAAAAUUCUUAUUGUGGCGGUAAGGCUAUAUUCGAUAUUCUGAAUGUCGACAAACUGGAUAGCAUCAAAUGGUAUAUCUCCCCAUCUAACCCACUCGCUUUGUCUAACUGAAUCCUCUAACUGUUUCUCAGGCAUCUGGGUCACAGACAUGACAGGACAUUCUGUGCCACAGAGAUAGAUAUGCCAUGUGGCACUGGUUUCAAAAAAAAAAAAAAUAGAUAAAAGAAGCAUUAUUUUAAAUGCCUUCUUGCACCAUGGUAACAUCACAUUUGGCUGAAUCAUGAUACAUUGAUUUCAAAUGGCUAAUUUCAGUUACUCAGCAGUAUGUUUAGCUGGAACAGCUUCAAUCAGCUGUACUACAACUAUACUAACAUAUGCAUAAAAGGUAGAAAUAUAUAAAUAAUUUUAAAUACUUGCACCCCAUCAAUGUUGGGGCUCUGUUCUCACAACCCCAUACUAUACGUAUGCUACUUCACUGUUAUACUAACUUGUAGAUAUGGGCACAUUUAGUUUUACUGACAUCUGAGUUAGUAUGUAUUGUAUGUAGAGGUAUGUGCAUGCACUCUCCAUAUUGGAAGUGGUGCUGGGAUAUAAUCUCCUUCUGAAACAAUUUUUCUUUAUAUAUAUUAAUAUGUUUCUUCAAGUGCCUUGUAGAUUAUGUGCAGCUAUGGUACACUCAACUAAUGUUUCAACCAAGAAGGCAGUAAACUAAAUGAGGUUUCAUCCAUUUGAACUCGUUGUACUAUAAUGUACCCAAAUGUGAAAUGUGAUUUUAGCAAAUAACAUGGCCAAUGAAGACUUAAGUAGUGAAAUAACACACAACUUUAAAACACUGUGAAAAUAAGUAUAUGAAUUUUGACCAGAAAGGUAAAUCGCUUAAAUAAUAUGCAGUGAAAAAAAAUUUGGCACCCUAGGAACAAGCUGUAAUGCUGUUCUUCCUCUUACAGUCAUAAUAAUGAACUUAACAAGAAAAUGAUCACUGUUUACAUCUUAUUAUUGACCAUGUAAAGAUGUGAAAUGACUUCCAGAGCGUGAUGUCAACAGUCAAGAAAACAAGCCAAAUAGUCUGUAAUUGUUGUAAUAAGUAUCUUAAAGCACUGUCUGGUAUGGAGAUGACUGUUUUCCAAGGAUAAAAUAAUGUAAUCACUUUAUGUACUUUUUACUCGUGUUAUUUGAUCCUGUAAGACUUUUUGCAAUUCUAUUUUUGAGGCUAGUUUAGUGGUUUUAAAUUGACCAGCCCAUGAAAUCUAAUAGACAAGGGUAUAUAUCAGCAAUACUUCAUCCCAUGAGUUCAUGAAGUAGUACUUGAUGGCUAAAUUUAGUAUUAUUUAAUAACCAGAGAGAUAUAUAAAUUCUUAAUAUGGAAAUUUUGUGUUUCCCCAUUUAAAUGUAACAUUUUGCCACACGUUUAACAGUACCUGUGAUGGGAGUCAGAUAUGACAAUCAAAAACUGACAGAAAAAAUAUGCAUUGCAAAGUUUCAGUGUAAAAUAUCCUCUUUGACAUUGUGCAUCUAAUGACUGAAAAAAUCAUUCUUAUGGUACUGGAUAUACAAGUGUUUUUCUGUUGAAUAGUUACUUUUAAAAUAUUGAGCAUUUCAAAUGGUAAAAAAUAAUGCUAAAAUAUUUAAAAAUAAUCAGCUGAUGUGGCCCUUGCUAUAAGCCAUCAUAUAAUGCUUUAGCUUCCUUAUCUGUAGUCCUUCGUUGCUUGCUACUGUUCUUGUAUGAUGGCCUCUUCCAAAAAAAAAAAAAAUUGACAAUGGCAGCUAAUGUGGUUGACAAAAGGGGGAGCAACUAAGGAAGAUAAUAGCCCAAAAUGUUACUCUUACUACAGCUUUGAAGAAAAUAAAUGAGGUUUGCACUUUCAUGAAAAAUGUUUAUUGCAUUCUGUGAGACUGUCAGAAAUCUGAAAUCAUGUUUAAAUGAUACUAAUGUCUAUGUAUCCCGAACAUGUACAUUUAAAAUUUUGGAACGUUUAUGUUGAAUUUUCAUAAUGACUUGUUGAGUACAUGAAUUUGUUCUAAUAUUCAUGGUGUCAAUAAAUACAUGAAUAAAUGCUCUGUCAUUUAA
Messenger RNA from Protopterus annectens (West African lungfish), 10420 nucleotides. It is a transcript of the gene CPED1, whose product is annotated as cadherin like and PC-esterase domain containing 1. The transcript has 23 exons. Lineage: Eukaryota; Metazoa; Chordata; Ceratodontiformes; Protopteridae. The coding region runs from base 578 to 4609 and encodes 1343 amino acids. The record is from RefSeq and is a predicted model, not a curated record.